Seriola dumerili (greater amberjack) is the source of this 799-nucleotide messenger RNA. RefSeq names its product coactosin like F-actin binding protein 1 (gene cotl1). The coding region runs from base 340 to 768 and encodes 142 amino acids. The transcript is spliced from 4 exons. The record is from RefSeq and is a predicted model, not a curated record. Gene Ontology annotation, molecular function: actin filament binding. Gene Ontology annotation, biological process: regulation of actin filament polymerization. Gene Ontology annotation, cellular component: site of polarized growth; actin filament; plasma membrane. NCBI's taxonomy places the organism in Eukaryota, Metazoa, Chordata, Actinopteri, Carangiformes, Carangidae.
GGGGAGGAGGUGAAUCCAGCGUCUGGGGGACUCUCUGUCUGUCAGCUGGCAACCUGAUUGACUAACAUCACCAACGCCCAUAAAGUGGCAAUUUACAGGAAAUGAACCGAGCUGCUAGAAGAGCCGUCUCUUUCCGUUAAGUCCGACCGGCUCAAUUGCUCCAGUGCAGUGGUCGUGAUUUUGGAAUGAAGCUUGUUGUAUAACGCUAUCAGUUAUAGUUGUCUGAUGUGUAGCAUCAACUGCACAAGUUAGCUGUUUUAUUACUGUGUAGCUAGCUCCCCCCUGGUUUGGACUGAUACAACGUAGACUUCGACUGUUUUACUCCUAUCCACCCGAAAAAUGGCAACCCAGAUCGAUAAAGAGGCUUGCAGAGAGGCUUACAACCAAGUCAGAGACGACAACACGGAUACCAACUGGGCUGUGUUUAAAUAUGAGGGCUCCAUGAUCGUGCCUGGAGGACAAGGGACUGACUAUGAGGACUUCAAGAGGAUGUGCACAGAUGACGCUCGUCUGUUCGGCUUCGUCCGGAUCACGACUGGAGACGCCAUGAGCAAACGAGCCAAGUUCACCCUCAUCACCUGGAUCGGUGAGAACAUCAGUGGGCUGCAGCGCGCCAAGAUCAGCACCGACAAGACACUGGUCAAAGAGAUCGUGCAGAACUUUGCGAAGGAGUUCAUGAUCAGUGACCUGAGGGAACUGGAAGAGGACUACAUCCGCACCGAGCUGAAGAAGGCGGGCGGAGCCAACUACGACGCUCAGGCCGAGUAGAGAAGUGCCACGGUCCACUGGAAGGGUUGGG